Chenopodium quinoa (quinoa) is the source of this 621-nucleotide messenger RNA. RefSeq lists its product as uncharacterized. Gene Ontology annotation, molecular function: nucleic acid binding. Lineage: Eukaryota; Viridiplantae; Streptophyta; Magnoliopsida; Caryophyllales; Amaranthaceae. The record is from RefSeq and is a predicted model, not a curated record. The transcript has a single exon. The coding region runs from base 1 to 621 and encodes 206 amino acids.
AUGGGAAUGAUAGGUAAACCAUUGUUUGAUGCUGAAAACAACAUGAUACAUGAUGGAAAGUAUGGUCUUUUUCCUUUUGUAAAAUAUGAAAGGGUCAAAAAGAAAAGCAAGAAUAGAGAUGCAGGGACUCUAGAGACAAAGGCAAUUCAAAGUGUCACAAAAGAAUGCAUAAGGGAAAUGCUGCUAACACAUGUUAUCCCAACAAUCUAUGCAAAACGGCCAGAGCAGUUACCAAAGGACAUAAUCAUCCAAUGGGAUAAUGCCAGGCCUCCUCAGGUACCAAAGGAUGAAGAAUUUCAAGUAACUUUUCAUGCACAUGAUUUCAACAUUCAAUUCAUAUUCCAACCAGCUCAGUCACCAGAAACAAAUGUUUUAGAUUUAGGGUUGUUUAGUGUCAUUCAAUCAUUACAAUAUCAAUCUUUUCCAAGGAAUCUAGAUGACUUAAUCAAGGAAGUGGCAAGAGCAUUUCAAGAAUUUGAUCCUACACUAAAUAAGUACACAUGGAUCACACUUCAAUCCUGCCUUAUUAAGAUUCUGGAAAAGCAAGGGGGUAAUAACUUCACUCCCCCACACAUGAAGAAGAGGACAGCCAAGGGCUACUACCUCAACUACUUCAAGUAG